AUUUUUAUUUCUUUUCUUGUAUGUUGUCAUUUUGUCAAACUCAGACCCAGGGAUUCUAAGGAGUCACACCUACCCAGAGAAAAUGAAGAUUUUCAGACUGAUGCUAAUGAUGACUCUUGGCAUUCCUGUCCUGUGUGCCAGAGAAAUACACAAGCCUACUCUCAACUUGACUGAAUGUCCUAUUAAGGGAUACAAGAUAUGGUACAUGGUGGGCCCAUACUGUGCCAGACAUUUCCAUAAGCCACUUGAAUUUGGUAAGGCUGAGCUGAGGUGCAGAAAACAACAUGCGGAUGGCCAUCUUAUAUCUGUCCAUAAUAACAAAACCAACAAUGAACUGACAAUUCUGACUGGAUCCUGGCACACUGAGGCCUGGAUUGGAGGAUACAGGCUGCCCUGUGUUAACGAUUUUGUAUGGACUGAUGGCUCCAAGUGGGAUUACCAUAACUGGGUUCCCGGGGAACCUAACGGCAGUGCUGACUGCAUCCAGAUCAACUGGCACACAUCUGGCAAGUUUGAUGAUGCGAAAUGCUGUGGCAAGCGCUCCUUUGUCUGCGCUUUCCUGAUUAAGCAGUAAAAAGAUGGAGAUCAGAUGCAGUGCCAUGCCAUGCCAUGCGAAAUGGCUCUCUACUUAUUAAUUUUAGCUAACGGUUUGAUAUGUCACCACCUUCAAAAAUAGGUAUUGUUCUUGUCUGUGUGAUUUUAGAUAAUUUCUUGAUAGCAUUAUAAAAAAUUUAAAAAAAAUGAAUAAAAGAAUAUAC
Messenger RNA from Sardina pilchardus (European sardine), 758 nucleotides. RefSeq names its product lectin-like. The transcript is spliced from 6 exons. The record is from RefSeq and is a predicted model, not a curated record. Gene Ontology annotation, molecular function: signaling receptor activity. Bases 83 to 574 code for a protein of 163 amino acids. NCBI's taxonomy places the organism in Eukaryota, Metazoa, Chordata, Actinopteri, Clupeiformes, Clupeidae.